Messenger RNA from Eimeria tenella, 1065 nucleotides. RefSeq lists its product as uncharacterized. The transcript is spliced from 2 exons. The record is from RefSeq and is a predicted model, not a curated record. Lineage: Eukaryota; Apicomplexa; Conoidasida; Eucoccidiorida; Eimeriidae. Bases 1 to 1065 code for a protein of 354 amino acids.
AUGAGCGGCGGCGGCUUCCGGUACGCGUACGACGUCGUCGUGCGUUGGCUGCUGCGGCGCAGCAGCAUCAGCAGCAGCAGGGCGGAGUUCCCGAUCCCGUGCACGCCAAGCAGCAGCAGCAGCAGCAGCAGCAGCAGCAGCAGCAGCAGCAGCAGCAGCAGGGGGCCGUGUUUCACGCCGUGCCAGAUGUACCGGCACCUGCUGCUGGGCUCGCUACUGCUGCAGGCGAACAGCAGCACUUAUAAAAUAAACAGUUUGCUGCAGAGACACCCCGGAGGAGACAAAUGUCUCAUUAAAAGAGCAGCAGCAGACUGCAGCAAAGACUACAGCUACCACUCCCGCUGCGGCCGCUGCUUGUGGGGUUGCUUCCAGGUGGGUGCUGCUGCUGCUUGCUGCGGCUGGUCGCAGCAGAAGCAGCAGCAGCUGGAGGCCCUCAAGCAGCAGCUGCUCGAGAGCUACCAGCAGCAGCAGCAGCAGCAGCAGGGGCUGCUGCUGCUGCUGCCGCAGCAGCACCAAAUGGUGCAGGCUCUUCGAGAUGCGGGCUGCAGCAAGUGCCGCCCUCCCGGGCGCAGUCCAGCAGCAGCAGCAGCGGCGGCGGGACCUGCUGCUGCUGUUCCUGCUGCUGCUGCAGGUGUACAGGAACCACUUGCUGCAGCUGCCGAAGUAAACGCAUCUGCUGCUUUUGCUGCCGCAGACACAGCUGCUGCUGCUGCUUCAGAUGCGCAGCAGCAGCAGCGGCAGCAGCAGCAAAAGCCGCAGCUGCAGCAGCAGCAGCAAAAGCCGCAGCAGCAGCAAAAGGAGCAGCGAAAGCAGAGGCAGCAGACAAUGAUAACGCCAGCAACAGCAGCAGCAGCAAAAGCCGGUGCAGCACACAAAAAGCAGCAAGAGCAGCAGCAGCAAAUGGGAGAGAAGCACAGAAUAGCAACAAAAACAGCAGCAGAAGCAGCAGCGACAGCAGCAGCAGCAGCAGCAAAGGGAAGCCUAGUAGCAGCUAGUAAAAGGGCUCAAGAGUUCACAACGAAAAAAAAUGGCUGCAGUUCGCAGCGUCGUCGUGUGGGAGUCUAG